Daucus carota subsp. sativus is the source of this 1335-nucleotide messenger RNA. Its product is annotated as deSI-like protein At4g17486. The transcript has 4 exons. Gene Ontology annotation, molecular function: deubiquitinase activity. Lineage: Eukaryota; Viridiplantae; Streptophyta; Magnoliopsida; Apiales; Apiaceae. Gene Ontology annotation, biological process: protein deubiquitination. The record is from RefSeq and is a predicted model, not a curated record. Bases 230 to 1036 code for a protein of 268 amino acids.
AUUUUUUCUUGGCUUUAAAGAUUUCCCUUUUUGUUCUUUAAGCAUUUAAAGGACACUAGUUUAUGUACUCUCUUCAUAUGUCAGUUUGAAUAUUUUGCCUCAAGAAGAAGUUGGAUAUUCAUUGCUCUGCACCCAGGUGCUGUUCUUUGUGCAACGAUUGAAUGGGUGGAUUAUGGGGGAGAUUUUGCGUUUCAUAGCAUUCAUGGGUGUGUUUUUCUUGUAGGUAAAGAUGGAAAGAACUAGGAGGGAAUUCAUUAACUGGUAUCUUACAUUUAUUAUCAUGAAGAUAGAACAAAAGCGUGGGUGGCGGUCGUUAGUACCUCAUUAUCUACGAGCCAGACCUAGCACUCGCUUUUGCAUGUUUCAUAAAGUACAGUCAUCGAGCUAUAGUCCUUGCGAGACACCUGUCUAUCUGAAUGUGUAUGACUUGACAGCCAUCAACGGCUAUGUCUAUUGGGCAGGCCUUGGUAUCUUUCACUCUGGUUUGGAAGGUCUGGUUGAUGGAGUAGAAUAUGCUUUUGGAGCCCAUGAUCUCGCAGCAAGUGGCGUCUUUGAGAUUGAGCCUCGACAGUGCCCUGGCUUCAAGUUCAGAAAAUCAAUUUAUAUGGGGUCAACUUACAUGGAUCCUUUUCAAGUUAGAGAAUUUGUUGAGCAACAAUCUGCACACUACUAUGGCAAUUCAUAUCAUUUGGUUGUAAAGAACUGCAACCACUUCUGUGAGGAUAUAUGUUACCAGCUAACUGGGAAUCGGAUUCCAAAAUGGGUGAAUCGAUUAGCCAAUAUAGGUUCACUAUGCCACUCUAUCCUCCCAGAGGCCCUUAAAACUCCUGCUAUAAGACGUGAACCAGAUUUCCGUUGCUCUGAUGAUGAAAAGAAGAGUCUGACUAAUGCCUUCAGUUGCUUCACAUCAAUGUCCAUGCAUCACAAGGAGAGGGAAGUAUCAAUUAAUUCCUUGUUCCUACAUUCCCACUACAAAGGUUGCUUACCUCCAUGGGAAAACAAAAAGUCUGAUGAUGACUCUGAACAAAGGUCAUGAAGAGUUGAUUUUAAGUCAUCGGUAGAAAUGCAACAUGCAAAGUGAAGAUAUCUGCAGCCCUCAACAAGGUUUUACCAGGAGAAAUUUGUUAAAUCUUUUAUGCCUUUGUGUAAAUUGUAUUCUUGUGCAUGAAAUUUGAAUAUGUAAAGUCUGUAUUUCACAGCUCAGAAAAAAAAUCCCGGAUUUGCGCUGCGCCUUUUUUUGGCUAAUCGAAAAUGCUCCCUUUUCUGUACCUUCGGCAAGUUGGAACUUCCAUUUGCAUUUCAAAAGUUCAGUAAUGUGAAUUAGGUUUAGCAUAA